AUGUAAAAAAUAAAAAAUAAUCUUAGCAAAUUAUUAAACGAUGAAAGCGUUUGCUUUGAUUAAUCAUACUCUUUUAUAUUGUUUAUUCGGAUGUUUUAAUUUCUCUAAUAUCUUGCAAUGACCUUACAAGAAAUAAACGAUAACAAUAAUUUGAAAGAUGGACACUUUUCAAUAUUUUUUUAAAUUCUCAAACUAUCCAUUUUAGAUAUUGACUUGCUGCCUGAUUAUAUUGGAUUUAUUACUACUUUCUUUAACUUUAUAGUAUUUCUGUUAUUCAUACUUUAAAUAGUCUAUUUGAAAAGAAAUUUUUAAAAUCUGAUGAGAAUUUUAAAUGGAUAUUUAGCUCUUUUACCUUAAAUAAUGUGUUUUUUAUUUGUUUCAUCAACAUUUCGAUCUUUUUUAUUGAAUUCAGAAACCCACAUUGUAAUUUACAUUUGGGGAAUAUUUGAUGUUAGUUUAAUAUUUUCAUUAUCUUUAAUGUCUUGUAUUUUGUUUAGAAAUAUUAAUUUUAAUUAAUCAACUUAUACAAGGGAUUAAAGCAUAUUAAAGAUUGUAUCUUAAAUAUUUUAAUUUGUAACUUAAAUUUUAUAUUUCUAUCAUGAUUAAGAAGAAAUAUUAAUAUUAAAACAACUUUCAGCAUUAAUGUGGAUAGGCUUAGAGUAAAUUGAUAUUUAUUUAUACAUGCCUUAUAGUUUGUAUGAUAGUAAAUUGAUUUUCACAUUAAAUUAAAUUAAAUUUGGAUGUAAUUUGAUAAAUUUGAUCCUUAAUAAUUUAUCAUAAAUAAUUGAAACAACAUUUUCACAGUAUAUUUAUUACUUUAUUUUUUCAUCUAUGUGUUUCUACUUGGGAGAAACAUUCUAUUAAAGAUUAUUUUAUGCAAAGGGUUUAGAUACUUUUACUAAAUCAAGUGAAUAAGAUCAACAUUUGUAAAUUAAAGUCCUAAGGUAGUUUUAAAUUUAGGCUGAAUCACAAUUAUCACAAACUGAAAAGCUCCUUUAGAUUGGAAUGGUUAAUUAACACAUUAUACAUUGCAAACGGAAAUGUGAAGUAAAUAAAUUUCUAAUUUUAGUAGUCAUUGGAUAGUUCUGAUGUUAUUACAUGUAUAGUAAAUUAAUAAGUAUAAAGUAAAGAGGAUGAACAUCUUUUUUUAUUUAAAGUUAGAUAUUUAGGAUUCUAGAAUAAACAAUAUUCAUAAAGUUUAGCAAGACUCAAACAUUAUUAAAUUAAAUAUAAAGCAGAAUUAUCUUGGUAUUUUAAUUUAAUUUAAAUUGAUAUAUCAAAUAAAUUAAGAUAGGAAAUACUGAAACAAUAAUCUUAAAAGAUUUUUAUUUAGGAUACUUAGAGUGAUAAUUUAUCUUCUGAAAAUUUAGUUCAUAUAGAUAUUUAAUCAGAUAAAUUGAUUCUAAAUCUAAGAAAGACCUUAUAAACGAAAUUAGAUGUUUGGAGAAAAUAACUAAAAGGUUUUAAAACAAUUAGAUAGCUUCAACUAGAAUUGAUAAAGUUAGCAGAGAAAUUAGAAAAAUUAAGAAGAAAGUUCAAACUAAUUAUAAAUAAAGAUGUUUAUGAAGUGAAUAUAUCUUAAGUAAAUAAUCUAUAUCACUUAAGAAUGUUAUCACUAUAUUAUUCAAUUAUUAUGAAUGAUUAACUUCAUUCAUUUUUAUGCGAAAAGUAAUAUUAUCUAAUAUAUUGUUAUGAAUAAACUCUUUAAUAAGAUUAGUUAAAUUCAAUAGCUCUUGUACAUGAUAAAGUAGCUAUAGUUACAGUUAGUUUAGUAAAAAGUUUGGGAUCAAUAUUGAAUUCUAAUAAAUAGUAAUUAGGAUAUAUAUUUAAUUACAAAAAAGUAGAAGAAUUUCAAAACAUCAUUCAUUUAAAUUAACUUAUGCCUGAUUUUAUAGCUUCUAAACAUAAUCAAAUGCUCACUAACUUUUUAAUUAAAGGUGAUUCUCCUUUUUUUCAAGAAUUCAGAAUGAUUUUUGGAAGAUCAAAAGAAAAUUAUGUUUUUCCAUUGUAGUUGAAGCUCGCAAACGAUUUUAGUUAUAUAGAUGAUUAUGUAAUUAAAGGAAUUUUUUUUUCAGGAGGUAAAAGAUAUGAUUAUAUUUUAUUUGAUCAAAAUGGAAAAGUCUUAGGAAUUACUAAAGAAAUAUAUAGAGAUUUAUUUACAUAUCAUGAAGAAUCUUUUACUGAUUUAAACUCUUUGUAUAAUAUCUGUUUUUUAUAUUACUUUAUUCCAGAUUUAUUUGAAAUUGUUAAAAGAUGUUAUUAAAGAUAAAAAUAGUAAUAAGAAAAUAUAAAUCUAUAAGAGGAUACAAUUUUUAUAUAAUAAACAAAUAUAAAAGAGUUUCACGAAAGUUUUUAAUAAUAGAUGAAAUAUCAUCUUCGAGAUUUAUAUUGUAUUUGGAAUAUAAAAAAAAAAUAAUCUUUGUCAAGUAAAUAUACAACAUCAAACUCUAAAGAUUAAAAUUAAUUUAUAGAAAUCAACUUAUUAAAUGAUGAAUAUGCUAAAUUUGCGUCUGAAUUCAUUAAUUAAAAUGUAGAAAUUAUAUUUAUUCAUAGAUUACAAAAUAAAAAACUUGUUUUUUAAGAUUUACUUUAUUUUUUCAAAGAAACAAUGCAGAUGGAUUUUUUAUAAUGCAAAUAUAAGAUUAUCGAAAACAUGAUAUAGGUGAGAUAGCUACUGAGUUAUUUGCUUUAUAAGAUAUUGAUUCAACUAUGAAAAAAUCAACUUUGAGACAUCUUAAAGGUAAUAAUAAUAAAAAUGAUUUAGAUUUCAUUGUUUCUAAAAGAAGAUAUGGAGAUUAACGCACUUUACAUAAUGCUUUUAUUAAAAGAAAAAUGUAUUCAAAAUAAUUAGUAUCUAUGAAUUAAUCAGAAAUUUUAAUGACACAAUAACUUUCAUCAACAAAUUAUACACCAAAGGCUUGUUUUAUUAAACCUGAAAUUGCUCUCAAUUCUGAAAUGGAAUCAGUUUAGGAAGUUAAAAAUUCAAGUUCAGAAGAAUCAAAAUUUCUAGAUGAAUUUAUGUCUAAUGAAGAUACAAAAAAGCAAAAUUAAAAACAUCAAAAGAGGAUUAAAUCAUUUAGUAAAACCAAUAAUUUUUCAGAUCCUGAACAAAAUCCAAACAAAUCUUAAAAUUCUAGUGGGCUUACUAAAAUAUCUAACAAUUAAUCUUAUUUCUUUUAAAUUGUAUUUAAAUAAAAGUCUUUAAUUCCAAAAAGCAUACUUAUUUUAUGGUUUCUUGUCUAUAGUGUUAAUUUUAUAAGUAUUAUAGGUUUUAGUUAUACAAACUAUCAUCUAAUUUAUAAUUAUCAAGAAUCAUAAUUGUAAACUCAAUAAUUUAUGGGACCAUUAAGAUUUAACAGAUUUUUUUGUAAGACUUUAUCAAUUAGUUGGAUAUUUAUUUUAAAUAAAUAUGACAUAUUAAAUAAUAGUUAAUACUCAAUAUAGUAAAGUAUAUAUUAAUAAUUCCUUUUACAUUAAGUUGUUUUUACCAAUUUAACUUAAUUGUAUCCAAUAUUUAUUUAAAUGGAAUCUGAUGGGUCAUUAUAGAAUAUUACUUUACAAUANUACAACAUCAAACUCUAAAGAUUAAAAUUAAUUUAUAGAAAUCAACUUAUUAAAUGAUGAAUAUGCUAAAUUUGCGUCUGAAUUCAUUAAUUAAAAUGUAGAAAUUAUAUUUAUUCAUAGAUUACAAAAUAAAAAACUUGUUUUUUAAGAUUUACUUUAUUUUUUCAAAGAAACAAUGCAGAUGGAUUUUUUAUAAUGCAAAUAUAAGAUUAUCGAAAACAUGAUAUAGGUGAGAUAGCUACUGAGUUAUUUGCUUUAUAAGAUAUUGAUUCAACUAUGAAAAAAUCAACUUUGAGACAUCUUAAAGGUAAUAAUAAUAAAAAUGAUUUAGAUUUCAUUGUUUCUAAAAGAAGAUAUGGAGAUUAACGCACUUUACAUAAUGCUUUUAUUAAAAGAAAAAUGUAUUCAAAAUAAUUAGUAUCUAUGAAUUAAUCAGAAAUUUUAAUGACACAAUAACUUUCAUCAACAAAUUAUACACCAAAGGCUUGUUUUAUUAAACCUGAAAUUGCUCUCAAUUCUGAAAUGGAAUCAGUUUAGGAAGUUAAAAAUUCAAGUUCAGAAGAAUCAAAAUUUCUAGAUGAAUUUAUGUCUAAUGAAGAUACAAAAAAGCAAAAUUAAAAACAUCAAAAGAGGAUUAAAUCAUUUAGUAAAACCAAUAAUUUUUCAGAUCCUGAACAAAAUCCAAACAAAUCUUAAAAUUCUAGUGGGCUUACUAAAAUAUCUAACAAUUAAUCUUAUUUCUUUUAAAUUGUAUUUAAAUAAAAGUCUUUAAUUCCAAAAAGCAUACUUAUUUUAUGGUUUCUUGUCUAUAGUGUUAAUUUUAUAAGUAUUAUAGGUUUUAGUUAUACAAACUAUCAUCUAAUUUAUAAUUAUCAAGAAUCAUAAUUGUAAACUCAAUAAUUUAUGGGACCAUUAAGAUUUAACAGAUUUUUUUGUAAGACUUUAUCAAUUAGUUGGAUAUUUAUUUUAAAUAAAUAUGACAUAUUAAAUAAUAGUUAAUACUCAAUAUAGUAAAGUAUAUAUUAAUAAUUCCUUUUACAUUAAGUUGUUUUUACCAAUUUAACUUAAUUGUAUCCAAUAUUUAUUUAAAUGGAAUCUGAUGGGUCAUUAUAGAAUAUUACUUUACAAUAUUCUGCCAAUAAUAUUGAGUAGGUUGAAUUUACUAGAUUAUUAUAUUUUAUGGAAGAAGUUAUUCAUUAUUUAGUGUAGAUAAGUAAUUAUGAUUACAGCAAUUAUAAAUAAUAUAUUGAUAGAUAAUUUAUUGAUAGAAUGUUCUUGAUUGAAUAAAAUUUACCAGAAAUUAUUAACAUUAAUUCCAAUCUACUUUUAAAAUUAAAAGAUAAUACUGUUAUUCUGUAAAAAUUUGAAAGUUCCGUAUUUAUUAUUGAACAUUUGAUUCACACUGCAAUUAUCUUUCUUAUUAUGUUGGUGCAAUUAGUAUAAUGGAAUAAUAUUGAAUAAUAAAAUAGAAAUUUAGCAUUACUUGUAGGAAGAGUAAAAGAUAGUGAUAUUGAAACUGAAAUCUGUAAAUAUUUAUCAUUAUUUUUAGUAAGAGCCCAUUUAGUUUAUGUUGCACUUAGUAUUUAAGGUGGAGAAGAUUCUUGGAAACGUUAUAAUUAUUAUAAUUUUGGAUUUUAACAAGAUUCCUAACUUUAUUAUCCAAAAUAGAAAUUAAUAAUUAAUUAAAAACUUUAAUUAUUGUAAACUAAUUCAAAAAAUAUAAGAAAUUUUUAGACUAAAAUAAAUCUUUUUUCUCAUCUGUUAAAAAUAUUAGUAUUUGUAUUUAUUUAUUAAAUUUAUUUAUGGGGAGGAUAUGCAAUUUUUAAUAGUUAAUAAAAUAGAUUUUAACCUUUGAGUAAUCUCUUAAAUGAUUUUUCAUUGUUUAGUUCUAAAUUAGACAAUUUAGCAACUGCUGCUCUAAUUACAAAAACUAAACCAAUUUUAUUUAAUAAACUAAAAUCUUUAAAUAUUUAUUAAGAAAAUGAAUUAAUAGAUGAAGUUCUAAUUCCAAAGUUAUUUGAUAAAUUUUAUACUGAAGUUAAUUUAUCCUUUGUAGAAUUAUAUGAAAAAAUAAUAAAAGAUCUUUCUUUGGAAUAUUCCUAAGAAGAAGUGGAAGGAUUAUUGAGAUCUGAUAUUUGUUAAUACUUGAAUCAUAUACUUCCUUUUUGCUAAUUAAAAAUAACAUAAAAUUUAUAAGAGUUUAUCAAAAAAUAUGGCACUUAUUAAGAUGAAGAUAAUAAUGCUGAAUUUGUAAGAAAUGGCAUACUUACAUUAGUAACAACAAUGUAAUAAUUUUAUUAAUAGAAUUUUGCUUACGAAAUAUAAAAUGCAAAUUAUUUUAAUAAUAUUUCAGAAACAUAAUUAUUGAUUAAUAGUUCUGAGUUUAAUGUGAUAGUUUUAUCUCAUUUUAGAGACACUUAUUAUUGUUUCAUAAGAUUUUUGGAAUUAGUUGAUGGUAAUAUAGAAUUAAUAAAAGAGAUGGAUCUCUAAGUAUUACUAUUAUAUUAUGAUAUAAUAAUAGUGAUUUAUAUGAUUUUAUUUCAUAUAUAUUAUUCAUUUUGGAUAAAUAGGAAUGUCAAAGAAAUGAGAAAAAUAAAACUUGCAUUAGUAGCAAUUCCACAUUUUUAAUUAACAAGUGAUCCUGUAAUAAAUAUAUUAAAAAGAUAUUAAUGA
Messenger RNA from Paramecium sonneborni, 6237 nucleotides. Lineage: Eukaryota; Ciliophora; Oligohymenophorea; Peniculida; Parameciidae. The record is from the annotation of a GenBank genome assembly.